This is a messenger RNA of Phragmites australis (common reed), 2701 nucleotides long. Its product is annotated as RNA demethylase ALKBH10B-like. The transcript is spliced from 7 exons. Gene Ontology annotation, biological process: mRNA catabolic process. Gene Ontology annotation, molecular function: demethylase activity; mRNA binding; kinase activity. Lineage: Eukaryota; Viridiplantae; Streptophyta; Magnoliopsida; Poales; Poaceae. The record is from RefSeq and is a predicted model, not a curated record. Bases 354 to 2099 code for a protein of 581 amino acids.
AUCCCAUCUCUCUGUUCUUCAUCACCGGUUCUCGAGCAUUAAUCCAAACUCCCGUGCGUGCCCUGAUGCGGACGGGAGUUAAUGGACCCAUAUGGCCGUCACCUUGGAGUGACCGGCCACCGGGCCCCAGAUCGGGCUCGAGCAGCCAGGAUUUCCAGUGGAAGGCCGGAUCUGGCUUAUUUAUAGGAGCCCGAGCGAGGCAGUCCUGCCCCAACACCAGGUCGAGUUGAAACAACGUCAUUGCAAAAGCUGCGAGAGAGAGGGAGGUGGAGAGGACCAGGGAAUUGAGGAGCGUGUGUGUGUGUGUGAGGGAGAGAGGCUACUGAGGGUGAAGGCUGGCGAUCGCGGGGGCGAUGGCGACAGCGGCGGGCGGGCCGGGGUCACCGGUGGGCGCCACUGGGGCGGCGCCGGAGGUGGCGGCGAGGGACGCGGUGAUCGGGUGGUUCCGCGGCGAGUUCGCGGCUGCGAACGCGAUGAUCGACGCGCUGUGCGGGCACCUGGCGCAGAUCGGGGGCGGGGCCCAGUACGAGCCCGUGUUCGCCGCGCUCCACCGCCGCCGCCUCAACUGGUUCCCCGUCCUCCACAUGCAGAAGUUCUACCCCGUCGCGGACGUCGCCGCCGAGCUGGGCCGCGUGGCGGACGCGCGUGCCGCUGCGGCAGCUGCCGCCCCCGGCUCCUGCUGCUACUCGGAGGAGGAGGCUACGUCCACGGUGAUCCACGAACCCAUGGAUGAGCUCGCCGCCACCCUCCACACGGAGCCCGAGCCCGCGUCGGAGCCGGAGCACGACCAGGAUCCCGCACCGCUGGAUCCGGCUGCGGCAGCCGAGGACCCUGACGGCGCCGUCAACCACGCCGUGGACCACGAGCAUGACGCGGAAGUAGAUUCCUCCGGAGAUUCGUCGGAACGGAAGGCCGCCUCCACGGAAGACGACGCCGUCGCGGACGGACCAGAUCAUACUGAUCAAGGAUCUCAAGGGGAACACAGCCUACCAGAGAGCUAUCCCAUCUGCUCUGACCACGAGGAGUGCAUUGCCCGUCCCGAGAGGAUCAAGAUCCAGAAAGGUUUCGUGGCAAAGGAGUCCGUGAAGGGGCACAUGGUUAACGUUGUGAAAGGUUUGAAGAUAUAUGAAGAUGUGUUUACAACAUCGGAGAUCAUGAAAGUUGCAGAUUUCAUUAAUGAAAUUCGUCAGGCCGGCAGAAAUGGAGAACUUUCAGGUGAGACCUUCAUAUUCUUCAACAAGCAGAUCAAAGGAAACAAGAGGGAGAUCAUUCAGCUCGGUGUCCCAUUAUUUCAACCUACCACAGAGGAAGCUAUUUGUCACAUAGAACCAAUCCCCCUUGUCCUGCAGGCUGUCAUUGACCAUCUUGUUCUUUGGCGUUUAAUACCAGAAAGCAGGAAACCAAACAGUGUCAUCAUCAACUUCUUCGAUGAGGAUGAACACUCGCAACCCUACUUCAAGCCUCCCCAUCUGGACAACCCCAUUUCCACCCUUCUGCUGUCUGAGACCACAAUGGCAUUUGGCAGGUCACUUGUCACUGACAGCAACGGCAACUACAAGGGACCUCUCACGCUUUCACUAAAGCAAGGGUCUCUCCUAGUUAUGCGCGGGAACAGCGCGGACAUGGCGCGCCACGUGGUGUGCCCGUCGUCAAACCGCCGCGUGAGCAUCACGUUCGCGCGGGUGAGGCCGUCCACGCCGGUGGACCUCAGCCCGCUGCCGUCGCCCACCAAGGCCAUGACGCCCUGGCAACAGCAGCCGGCCCCGGCGCCCGUGUGCAUGGCGCAGAAGCCCCCAGGCGGCGGUGCCAUCAUCGGCUACGCCCCCGCGCCACAGGCCGUGCUCGCGCCGGCGGCGUGGGGCAUGGCCGUGCGCGCGCCCGUCAUGAUGGUGGCCGCGGCACCCGCGAGGCCCUUGGUGAUGGCCUCUUCCGGCACCGGCGGCGGCGGCGGCAACAUCAGCAAGCGGAUUGGCCGCAGCGGCACCGGCGUGUUCCUGCCGUGGACGGUCGGGCCGAAGCGGUACAACAAGCACCUCCCGCCGCGCAUCCAGAAGCGCCGGUUCUCGGCUAUGAUGUCGCAGAUCGAGGCGCAGGGCUGAAGGCCCGACCUCGCCUCGCCGUGGAACCUAACGGCCGAGUAUGUGCCACUCAGCGAUCGUUCGUAGGGUUUCAUAGAGCAUUUUCCCCGUCUUCCGAGGCAAAAAAAAAAAAAAGUCAAAACGCGCGGGGAGUUGAGUUUGGUCGUGUUGGACGUCCGUCCUGUGUAUUUGGUGACCGCUGUGGUGCUUUCUAGUGGGUUUUAGUUUUGGUUUGCCUGUAAUUUAGCUGGGUUUGGAAUACCGAGCAUAGCUCAGGUGGCUUGGUAGGAGAUUGUUCGUCUAGCCUGUUUAGGUUGGAUCCUGGAUCACAACCUAGGCGUUUCAUAUCUGCGGAAGGGUUUUCCUUUCUGUAUUCCCUUAAAAAAAUUAGCUGGGUUUGUGGGCGUGUGAGUAUCGGAGUUCAAAACCAGUAGAAGAGUAUUGGUAGGGAUAGGUGAGGUCAGGAUCAGGACAGGGUUUUCUUUUCUUUUGUUUAUUUUUUUCUUUUCGUUCCGACAAAGAACUGGAUGGAUGGAUGUUGCCAUGCAUGCUUGUCCUGCUGAGUUUGCAGUCCUACAUAGGUAAAAAGAUGCAUCUUGUGUUGCACACUUGUUUGAUUGUUC